AUCAUUAAUAAUGAAGAUACUGAGAGAGAUCAAGAAGACUAUGUCCAUGCCCAAAAGAAAGCCUCCAGUAAGCAAAAACUUCUAAUUCAUGGUCAAGCCUUGGUCAAUGACGAUGUCCAGGACCAGCAGGAGGACCACAAUUAUUAUGAUGAUGAAGGUGAGACAGAAAAGGGAAUCAUUAAGAAGAGAAAACAUCUCACUCCCCGCCCACAUCCUCCAAUCAAAAUUCGUAAAAAGCAUAAAGAAAAUUCAGGGACUCCCAUGUUUUAUAAUAAUGUCCAGGAGGAAAUGUCUCCAGACCAGCCAAAUUAUUUGGUGAUACUUUUAGUUUCUGUCUCCCCAUUUUUUAUCUUGUUUUUCUUCUUACUUAAGUUCAUACGGAAACGGAGGGUUCACAUACGUUACUAUUUUUGAAAGUGUAGAUGUUUACUUGGGAUUCUCUCAUAAGAAAAUGUGGCCUAUCACUGGUUUCAGAUUAAUCUUCCUUAGUUUAUCUACCUUACAAAAUUUUUUGUUUAUUGAAUUUCGUGUACAAUUAAUGUUGAAACAUUAACACAGUUAACU
Messenger RNA from Lymnaea stagnalis (great pond snail), 564 nucleotides. NCBI's taxonomy places the organism in Eukaryota, Metazoa, Mollusca, Gastropoda, Lymnaeidae. The record is from the annotation of a GenBank genome assembly.